Ipomoea nil (Japanese morning glory) is the source of this 723-nucleotide messenger RNA. RefSeq lists its product as uncharacterized. The coding region runs from base 80 to 583 and encodes 167 amino acids. NCBI's taxonomy places the organism in Eukaryota, Viridiplantae, Streptophyta, Magnoliopsida, Solanales, Convolvulaceae. The record is from RefSeq and is a predicted model, not a curated record. The transcript has 2 exons.
AUUAAUGUAAAACACAUCUACAUAAAUAAAUCAAUUAAAUCUUACUUUUUGAGGAACAUACAGAUCGGAGAAUUUGAAAAUGGUGAGUUUGAAGGGAUGCAUUGUGGCAUUGUCGGUAAUGUAUCUCAGCUCGUCGGCACUUGUGAAUGCCGCCGAGGCUGCUGCCGGUGCCGGCGGCAACAGCUACUGCGCCACGGCCGCUGACAAAGCGAUGUGCGAGAAUGUGACGAAGACCGCCACAAAUUGGGACCAGGCAAUGACUAUGGGGUUAAUGGAGGCGAUGAAACACUCGGAUUCAAUCAUCCUUAAAAGUAAAAAGGUGUCUUUGGGAAAAUCCAAGUGCGGUGAGACCUACGAUAACAUCCAUGCCAGAUUGAAGGAGUGCAUGGAUUUGGUCAAGAAAGGGGACGCUAAUGAUGAAAUAAAUUUCAAACUCUCGGCCGCGGUAACAGGUCUUGAAGACUGUGAAAUUGCACUUGAAGUUUUGAAAGAAGAAAAUACUCCUUUCUAUGAAUCCCAUCGCCAUUUCAAUCACAUCCUCGAUGUUUGCUUGUCAAUUGAUAAAUUCAAGCAUGGAAAGUAGUGAAAGUAUCAUAUUCUCUUUUUUUUUUUACCAAGUUUCAAAUAAUAAUGUGUGGAUGGGAGAUCCAAAGCGAUCAUCCCCUCUCUUUGGCUGCAGCAUUAUAUUGCUCUCACUGAAGUAUAAUCCAAGUUUCCGAUUAA